UUCGAGAGUACUUUUUUUGUGGACAAGAUGGCAGAAAACGUGGCUAAAGGAGUCGAGAAGAUGGACCUUUCUGAUCAAAAAAAGGCAUGACCGGUUCCUUUUUUAGUUAAAUCAUCUCUACAACACAAUGUUUCCGUCAAGGAUAAGUUUUCUUCAUUUUGCAAAGAGGCUAGGCACGACAUACUUGAGGGCGAUGAGCAUGAAAGCUGGAGAUAAAGGCAAGAAACAAGGAGGAGGAGAAAAAAAAGCCAUGGAGCUGAAGCCGCCACCAGAUUAUAUUGAGCAUCGUCAAAAAUUAUGGGACAAGCUAAAGAAAGAGAGAGAUGACUGGAUAGCUGCUCAAGAAAAGGUCCCGAUCAAAGUCACUUUACCAGAUGGUGCUGUAAAGGAGGGAAAUGCCUUUCAAACUACUCCUUAUGAAGUUGCUGCAGCAAUUAGCCAAGGCCUUGCUGAUAGCACUGUGGUUGCCAAAGUGAAUGGAGAAUUGUGGGACUUGGACCGACCGUUUGAAAAAGACUCUUCUCUUCAACUGUUGAAGUUUGACGAUCCAGAAGGUCAGUAUGUGUUCUGGCACUCCAGCGCUCACAUGCUGGGAGAGGCAAUGGAACGACAGUGUGGAGGACAUCUGUGCUACGGGCCUCCUGUCGAUGGGGGAUUCUACUAUGAUAUGUGGAGUCCUGAACCAGUGUCCAGCAGUCAGUUACCAGUUUUGGAGUCUUUGGUGAAGACUAUUUCCAAAGAGAAGCAGCCAUUUGAGAGAUUGGAGAUGAGAAAAGAAGACCUGCUGAAGAUGUUUGAGUACAACGAAUUCAAGCAAAGGAUCAUCAAAAACAAAGUGCAAACCCCAACCACCACUGUGUACAAGUGCGGUCCAUUGAUAGAUCUCUGUCGAGGGCCUCAUGUGCGUCACACUGGGAAAGUCAAAGCUCUAGCUGUCACCAAAAAUUCUUCUACCUACUGGGAGGGUAACUCAGAGGCUGAGACGCUGCAGAGAGUCUAUGGAAUCUCCUUUCCAGAUCCCAAACAGUUGAAAGAAUGGAAGCACUUGCAAGAGGAGGCUGCGAAAAGAGAUCAUCGCAAAAUUGGAAGGGAACAAGAACUGUUCUUCUUCCAUGAGCUCAGUCCAGGCAGUUGUUUCUUCUUGCCAAAAGGAGCCCACAUAUACAACACUUUGGUCAGUUACAUCAGGGAGCAUUACUGGGAGAGAGGUUUCUCGGAGGUUGUUUCUCCAAACAUCUACAACAGCAAGUUGUGGGAAACGUCUGGACAUUGGCAACAUUAUUCUGAAAACAUGUUCUCUUUUGAUUGUGAGAAAGAAACGUUUGCUUUGAAGCCUAUGAACUGCCCAGGACAUUGUCUUAUGUUUGAUCAUGGGGUUCGAUCGUGGCGAGAACUUCCCCUUCGGAUGGCAGACUUUGGUGUACUCCACCGUAAUGAACUGUCCGGUGCUUUGUCGGGUCUGACCAGAGUGAGGCGAUUCCAGCAGGAUGAUGCCCACAUCUUCUGUCGUAAAGAUCAGAUCAAGGAGGAGAUCCAAGGCUCCCUGGACUUCUUGCAAAGUGUGUACUCCACUUUCGGCUUCACCUUUUCUCUCAACUUGUCUACUCGCCCAGAGAAAUUUCUUGGAGAUAAGGCUGUUUGGGAUGAAGCAGAGAAGCAACUGGAAGAGAGCUUGAAUGCCUUUGGCAACAAGUGGGCUUUGAAUCCUGGCGAUGGUGCCUUUUAUGGACCAAAGAUUGAUAUUACCAUCUGUGAUGCGCUGAAGAGGAGCCAUCAGUGUGCUACCAUUCAACUGGAUUUUCAGCUGCCGGAGAGGUUUAACCUCACCUACAUGAAUGAAAAGCAAGAGAAAGAGAGACCUGUGAUCAUUCAUCGAGCUGUGCUGGGCUCUGUGGAGAGGAUGAUGGCCAUCUUGUGUGAGAAUUAUGGUGGGAAAUGGCCAUUCUGGCUGUCCCCUCGGCAGUCUAUUGUGAUCACUGUUGCUCCAGCUUUUGAUGAAUACGCUCAAGAGGUGAUGGCAAAGAUUCACGAUGCUGGCUUUUUGUGUGAACAUGAUUUGGACCAGGGCACCACUAUGAAUAAGAAGAUCAGAAACGCUCAACUGGCACAGUACAACUUUAUUUUGGUGGUGGGUGAGAAGGAAGUUGCGAACAAGACUGCCAACGUGCGCACCCGAGACAACAAGAUCCACGGAGAGCACAGCAUUGAUCACGUCAUUGACCGCUUCAAGAGCUUCGGCAAGACGAGACAGCAGGAUGCUGAGGAGGCUUUCUAAGACUUCUACCAGGAGAAUUGUUGUUCAAAUUUUUAUUUUUAUUUGUCUAUGUUCAUGAAUGAAAUCUGUUACAUACAUAGGUUUAUAUGGUGUUCUCAUCAGGACUUCAAUGUGAUUUCAUACCUGUCUGUAUUAUCUGUCUCGUACUUAUUCCAUUUUGGUUACACUUUAUCCGUAGUGUAUGAACGAGUUACCGCAGCUACUGUUGGGUUAAAUGUAUUGUGAGAUGUUUUCCUCUGAAAUUUUUUUGACAUAGAUUGGAAGCCAGUAAUUUGGGACUAACAUGGAUUUCUGUAAUGUUCCAAGCAAUUUUAAGUGAAAUGGUUUUCAGAGUAGGGAAAUUGUUUCUCUAACUGAUUGUUCUGUAAACAUUUCACGUCUUUAAAAUGUCCCAUGAUAAUUUCAUCCCUCUCUCUCAUCUAUAGUUCUUUUUCUUGAAAUCACCACUGAAACUGACCCCCAAACACAGUUCGUACCUCUUGAUCACUUUUAUAUAUAGUUGUACGGUUUGUAGAAUUGAUGCAGAAUGAACUUCUGAGAUUUUUGUUGUCCAGUAAAGAAUGUUCUUUAGCGAUACUUAAAAACUUGUUGAUUUUAUUAAACACUCUUCUUAACAAGGAUAUCAUGUGGGAUGAAAAUUUCAUCUAUGGUUUCAUUUCAUGUUUUGUUACGUGAAUGUGUAAAUUAAGUGGUUAUGUUCCUGUGGUUGAGGUAGGAAUUUAUCCUGUGCUGCCUUACAUAAAGGGUACUGGAAAGGAUGGCUCUCAAAGCGUCACUUCUGAUGUAUUCAUUCAGUUGCACUAUGUUAAUUGGCUGUUCGUCAUUUUCCUCUGGUCAGGAAGGCAACCAGCAUUUCAUAAGUCCCUCCACUAUUUGUUGUGAGAAUGUGGCUGUCGACUCCUUUUCAAAACUAAUAAAUGCCUGGAGCAGGAUACACGUGACUUUUUUUUGUAUUUGUGAAUUGUAGUUUAAGUUUAAAUACCUACUUGUAGCUAGCCAAAUAGUAACUGUUCUUAUGUGAAGUCUUACUAUAGAUAGUCCAGCGAGGGAAUAUAACAUUGCUCCAUUUUUCUUAAAGCAAAAGAAGAAAAGUAGUAUGCAUUUCCAAUCUGGGGAAUGCGACUUUUCUGUCACAUUUUCUUUUCCUUUUUUUUUGAGCUAUUAAAAAUUUUCCCAAACUCCAAGUAGUUUAAAUGCUGCAUAGUAAUUUGUUUUUGUAGGGAUGGUAAGAAUUAAUGCUUGUCACUUAUUUCACUCAACUAUUAUAAGUCCUGAACAUUACUGUCAAGUCAGUCUUCAAAACAGUUGUAAAUAUUAUGCUUUUCUACGGUGUCACAUGCUGUGUAUCGUACCAAGCAUCUUGAAUUUUGCUUUCUUGCACUUUUAUUAGUGUUGUAGUAUUUAUUUAUUUAUAUGACUGCCCACAUGGACAUAAUAUAUGCCUUAUGUAUUUGUUGACCAUUUCAAGCUUGUCAACGGCUCCCGGUAUAUAUUCAUUUCAGUUAUGAUUUAUCAACAGAAAACAAACAUUGAGCAUUCCUCAUCCAGAACGGGGGGGGGGGGGGGGGGGAAUUACCGAGGAUUCGGAUACGGAUGGACAGGGUUUAUAAAUAUGACCACCACAAUUUGACCACAAGAGACUGAGUUUCCUUGAAUUGUUUUGCGAAUUCACUUCUCUUACUUCUUGUGUAGUGUGGUGGCCAGAUGUUGCAGCGAUAGAUAAAUAACAAAAAAAGUAUGGAAGAAAACGUUGUCUUGAUUUGUAUGUCUUCUGUAGUAAAACCUUCCUACUAAGUAGAAUAAACACUUUCAUGUUCGGAAAUAAGUCGCAGAGAAAUUGGGUCCUGUGAAAGUUGAAAUAUGGGAAAUUGUCUCAGGAGAAGUCAAUAAAGAGAUCUUGGUGAUUUCACAUAACUUCACUAGUGAAAUGGCUUUUCCUGACCAUAGGACAAAAAUAGACAAUUAUGAAGUCAUCAUCAAUUGCAAACAUUACCUAUUGAUAUUGCAUGUUAAGAACAGUAUGGCUUACUAUCCAUAGCUUUGGAAUCCUUUUUGAAUAUUUGCAUCCCCUUUGUAUACUGCAGCAGGCUGGGAAUGAUGAAUUUACUUGUUCAGCAAAAAUGUAUAGAUAACACUUUGUUUUUCUGUAUAAACUGCUUUUUUUUCCAUUAAAAUGGUCAUUCAGCUUG
Messenger RNA from Aplysia californica (California sea hare), 4464 nucleotides. Its product is annotated as threonine--tRNA ligase 1, cytoplasmic. Gene Ontology annotation, biological process: threonyl-tRNA aminoacylation. The record is from RefSeq and is a predicted model, not a curated record. The transcript has 20 exons. Gene Ontology annotation, molecular function: threonine-tRNA ligase activity; ATP binding. NCBI's taxonomy places the organism in Eukaryota, Metazoa, Mollusca, Gastropoda, Aplysiida, Aplysiidae. Gene Ontology annotation, cellular component: cytoplasm. The coding region runs from base 128 to 2275 and encodes 715 amino acids.